Elephantulus edwardii (Cape elephant shrew) is the source of this 2055-nucleotide messenger RNA. It is a transcript of the gene TRMT44, whose product is annotated as tRNA methyltransferase 44 homolog (S. cerevisiae). The transcript is spliced from 12 exons. Bases 1 to 2055 code for a protein of 684 amino acids. The record is from RefSeq and is a predicted model, not a curated record. Gene Ontology annotation, biological process: tRNA methylation. Lineage: Eukaryota; Metazoa; Chordata; Mammalia; Macroscelidea; Macroscelididae. Gene Ontology annotation, molecular function: tRNA (uridine) methyltransferase activity; metal ion binding.
AUGGCGGAGGUGGGGCGGCUGCCGGUGCCCUGUCCCGGCUCGCGGCUCCCGGCGGGGUUCUGGGCCGCGGUGACCGUGUGGCUGGAGCGGCCGCAGGUGGCCAACAAGAGGCUGUGCGGCGCCCGCCUGGAGGCCCGUCGGCGCGCUGUCCUACCCCGCGCCGAGGCCCGCCGACCCCGGCCGAGCGCCGGCCACGACCCGGGACCGGAGAACGGGCGGGUGUCCGCCCAGGGCCGACCGAGCCCCGGGCCGCCGGGGUCCCCGGAGCCCCUCUGCCCGUCCUCGGCCCUGGGUGCUGUCUGGGAAGACUUGGCCCGAAGCCUGGACUUGCUGGCCUUCCUCGCCCGCUCCGAGGCCGGCCCUCCGGAGGCCGUGCGCCCCGUCGACGUGGUUCUCAGAAGCGUCAUCCCGAAAGCGAGCCCCCGGUGCCCGCUCCCCGCUCCCACGCGAGAGGUGGUGGUGCAGGAUGUCCACACUGGAACUGUAACUUUCUUACCUUUGGAAGAGGACGCUGACGGGAGUUUAAAGAUCAAGCUUAGCAACAUUUAUCAGCUCCAGCUCAGCCACGGCCAGCAGGAGUGGUUCAUAUCUGUUUUGAUUUUCUGUCCAGAGAGAUGGUACUCCGAUGGGGCUGUGUACCCCACACCCAUGUGGCUUGGGAAGCAGCUACUGGCCAAGCUGGCCAGGUGGUCUGUGGAGGACAAGAGGGGAGAGUUCAAGAGCACCCUGUCCCUCAUCCCCAUUGCCAAGUACAGCAGAGUUUACCAGGAGCUCAAGGAGAAGUAUAAGGCCAUGGUCAAGGUGUGGCCUGAGGUGACCGACCCGGAGAAGUUUGUGUAUGAAGAUGUGGCCAUCGCGUCGUACCUCCUGAUCCUGUGGGAAGAAGAGCGAGCGGAGCGGGGCCUGACGGAGAAGCAGUCCUUCGUGGACCUGGGCUGCGGAAAUGGACUGCUGACACACAUCCUGUGCAGCGCCGGGCACCCAGGCAGAGGGAUCGACGUUCGGAGGAGAAAGAUAUGGGACAUGUUUGGACCCGGGACGCGGCUGGAGGAAGGUGCAGUCACCCCAGGGGACAAGCACCUCUUCCCUGAUGUGGAUUGGCUAAUUGGGAACCAUUCUGAUGAGCUCACUCCCUGGAUCCCGGUCAUCGCAGCCAGGUCCUCCUACCACUGCCGCUUCUUCGUCCUCCCCUGCUGCUGCUUCAGCUUCGUGGGGAAGUACCCGCGGAGGCAGAGCCAGAAGACACAGUACCGCGAGUACCUGGACUUCGUCACGGACGUGGGGCUGGCGUGCGGCUUCCUGGUGGACGAGGACUGUCUCCGCAUCCCUUCCACCAAGAGGGUGUGCCUGGUGGGACGGUCCAGGACGUACCCGGCCGCUGAGGAGGCGUCGGUGGACGCACAGAGGACAGUCUACAUUCAGAGUCAGGGGGGCCCCAGGAGACAGCCGUGCUCGGGGCCCCUGCAGCCUCCCCCCGAAGCCCAGGAGGUGGGGACUGAAGCCCAGCCUCCAGCCCCAGGGGCGUCUCCGUGUAGACUGUGGGUGCCGGGGUUCCGGCCUCGGGAGAAGGUGGAGCGCGUGAGGAACUGCGCCUCUGUCCCGAGGGACCUGGUGGACCGGGUGGUUCUGCAGGUGGCCCAGCGACUGCUCAGCACCGGGGAACCCCAUGCCAACGGAGGUGGGACUCCCUGGAACCCAGGAGGAAGCCUCUCCCUGACGGAAAUUGCCGGUGAGCUGGACCAGGAGACGUUGCAGCAACUGAAGAGGGAGUGCGGGGGCCUGCAGACACUGCUCCGCAACCACCACCAGGUGUUCUCAGUUGGGAACGGGCAGGUCCGUCUCCGAGACUGGAGGGAGGAGCAGCCGCUGAGCUCGCCGGACGCUCGGACCUUCAAGACCCGGCUCUGCUGGUUCUUCAUGCAUCACCCUGACGGCUGCGCCCUGCCCGCCCCCCGCUGCCCCUUUGCCCACGGGCCCGAGGAGCUGCGGCCUGGCCGGAGUGAGAGGAGGGCCCGGCCGGUGCCACCUGAGGCUGCUGUGUCUAUGGAGGCCUGA